AUGCAUGCUAGAUUCGAGAUGUAUUCGAUAUUGCAGCGACGUAGAAGGGCCUUACAAGAGUCCUCAUUGAGUAGAGAGGCCCACUUGGACCUAGCACCUGCGCACAUGGAUGCGGAGGGCGAGCAAUUCUAUGAGCGUUUACUAUCAAGGGAGAGCAGUAUGGUAGAGCUCUCUGCGGCACGCCUCAUGGGUAACUUCAUAUUCCUCAAUGAUGCUGCCAUACCCAUCCAGACCCAGUCAGCCCUUCUACGUGUUGUACAGGAACAUCCUAAUGGGAAGUUCUAUUCUCUCGGUGAUGAUGUUAACUGUCUCUUCUACAUCCCUGCUGGCGGAGAGGUAGUUGAUGAGGAAGUUUGCCCUCUUGAUGCCUUCAAUACUUACAUGGACUACAUGAAGCUCACUGGUCGGAGGUUCAAUCCCGGGUAUAACCAAGUUCUAAGUAUUUUCUAUCGUACUCUGGAGUCAAGGAAGCCUGGUUUAGAGGGUCGUUGGUUCCAAGUAAAGGGUGAGAGACAGGCCGAUGCUUUCCUAAGAAGGCUCAAGGCUGAUGACCCUCAUAGACCUGUAUAUGAGGAGUAUGUAGGCGAGUUAAAGGAUAGAGUAGCGAACAAGAAGGAGCUCUCAGAGGCCGAGGUUACGCCUAGGCUACUGGAUGUAGAACGCAAGUAUAGGAAGGAAUGUAUUGAUUUCGAUACAUUGAUUAUGUCAAUGAACGAGGAGAUCAGCUCGGAAGUGAAGGAGAAGGCCCCUGAGUAUGAGGAGCUCAUGGCUGAUGGUAAUGAGGUUGGGAUACUGCUCCUCCUCCCUAUAGACGCCUUCUGUGUAGAUGGUAUGACUAAUAUGAUGGUUGAUGGGUCCAUAGUGGCGAUUGAUGCCGAGACGCAACAAGGUUUGGCUAAUCAACAACAACUCUUUUCAAGAAUGACUGAUUUUGAGACUAGUAAGGAUAAAUUUAUCGAGAACGUUAACAACAGUAAAACUGGUCUCGACACCAAGAGGCAUUGA
Messenger RNA from Perkinsus marinus ATCC 50983, 1005 nucleotides. RefSeq lists its product as hypothetical. The transcript is spliced from 7 exons. The coding region runs from base 1 to 1005 and encodes 334 amino acids. Lineage: Eukaryota; Perkinsozoa; Perkinsida; Perkinsidae. The record is from RefSeq and is a predicted model, not a curated record.